Molecule: messenger RNA, 1731 nt
Organism: Solea solea (common sole)
Lineage: Eukaryota; Metazoa; Chordata; Actinopteri; Pleuronectiformes; Soleidae
Exons: 4
Coding region: 211-1029 (272 amino acids)
Cellular component (GO): nucleus
Source: RefSeq, a predicted model, not a curated record
AGUUGGAUGGGUGUGUCCAUUUGAUAAGCUUUACUAAGUUUUGGUGUAACAAGGUGUAACAAGGUUUUCACUAUGUGACAUUAGGUCUUGUCUUACUGUUGGAAUCUAUAGAUAGUCAUUCACAAACUGAACAUCAAGGGAAUAUUUCUAUGUGUUGUUGAUCCUCGAGUAGCUUGGAUACAUGUGGAUAGAAAUGUAACUUGAAUAAAAAUGCCUCUCCAGCUUCUUGAAGGAAUGUCCAGCAGGAAGCGAAGACCUAACUGGACAGAUCAGGAGUGUCUCCUCCUGGCCCAGUUAAUGCAGGAAAAGAAAGACAUAAUCAGAGGAAAAUGUAGCACUGGAGUAUCGAUACAAGAUAAAAGACAGGCGUGGGAGGAAAUAACCCAAGCCAUAAAUACCACCUUUCCCCAGAUUCAGCGCACAGUUUCUGACUGCAACAAAAAGUGGGAAAAUCUGCUGUCAAAGUCGAGGGAGGAGAUCAAACGACAGAAAAGGCAAUCAGAUGGAGGUGUGUCCCUUGACGAGUUAAGUGCUGUGACCCAAUUAGUGAUUUCAGUGAUGAACCUCUCAGAUAUGCUGCACCAAGAUGGAGAAGACUGCUCAUUGUCAGACUUGGUGGAAACACAACAAAACCGUUUCAGAUGUGAAAAAGAUUUGAACAGUCACACAGAUGAUGACAGUUUCACAAACAAAUGUCCACUGACAGGACACGAGUUCUCUACAUACCCACAACCGCCCAGCUCUCCAGGAGAACAGAAAAUGACUGCUUUUACCAGUCUCCCGAGAUCACAUGUAGUACAGUUUGGUGCUGCCCAUGCCUCCUUCUUAAUGGCCUCUGGAGAACACCCAGAUACUCCCUGCUCUACUUCUCCAACCACAGCCCACUGCACCUCUUUGCAAGAGCGAAUGGAUUUGGAAAUGUCUGUGUUGAGAAGACAAGAGGCCGUCCUCAAGCUGCAAGAGGAAUAUUACACGCUAAAAAUCAAGUUGAUGCGAAAGCAAAUGGAAGAGCCACCGCAAAAGGACUAAAAAACAAACUUGUACAAAACAGAGCUGUAGCUGAAUGUGACAGUGAAUGUUAUGAUUUGUCAGUGGUACUCUUGAAAUCUGUGAAGUGUUUUGGCUAAUGUGAAACACCAAAACAUAUUUAAUCUAGGUCAGGAUUUACUCCAUAUCACAAAAUGAAACUUUCAGCAGGUUUGUUCCAUUAUCCUUAUGUGACCCAGUCCCUUGCUGCCUGACAUUUUGGGUUUAAAUAAAAAAUAAAUACAAUACAAUCUGUGAGAGUAGUAUAUGGACCAUGUUAAUGUAUUGUAUUGUUUCUGUCUGCCAUGUUUUGUUGUGGAGGACAGUUAAAUUGAACUUAUCCUUUGCCUGUUGGCUCACAUACUGGAAAAAUAAAUUACUGCAGAACCAUAUUAAAAUACAUUAAAGCAUUUAUUUCCAAAUUCAUUUGACCAUAUCCGGUGGAAAUUUGUUCAUGUGUAAAUCAUUUGUUGCUUGAAACAGCAUCAGGCCCUAUACAGUAACUGUGGAAUUUCAAUACACUACAUUCUUGACAUGGAUGUAUAUUUUGAAGAAACUGUAAUUUGUGAUUUUCUGGCAGGAAAUACCAAUCUGUGUAGUCUUACACUGAGUUUAUUUGCUGAAUGCUGCCAUUGACUCCUAAGUGCAAAUUUGCAAGCUGUAAAUGUCUGACAUGUACCAAUAAAAGUAUUUGUUAAAAUUGAA